GAUCUCCAUACCAGACCACAGGGUACUCUGGGCUCUGUGUGUGUGUCACUGGAGCCAAGGAGGUUUCUCUAAACAUUUUUGCUUCAAUCUGGGUCCGAUUCUAACUUAUCCAGAACGGUCUGCAUAAAUAUGGUCAGCAUCAGUUUGCAGCGCACUGAACAACAUCAGCACAACUGGAAUUAAAUUGUCCAAACUGACAACGGGAGAAGCUUUCACCUGUCAUAUUUCAGAGGCUGUGCACCCCUCCAUGCUGACAGAGAGAGUCCCUGUCGGCCUGAUGUCCUCUGUUGUAGCCCCAGAAAAGCCCACCUCCAACACCAUGGGCCCCAAAGAGGUGGAGCUGAUCCUGGUGAAGGAGCAGAAUGGGGUUCAGUUCACCUCGACCACCAUAGUGGCUCCUACUCAGACCAAACCCAGUGGGGAGGACGAAAGGGAGACCUGGGGGAAGAAAAUCGACUUCCUCUUGUCUGUGAUCGGAUUUGCCGUGGACCUCGCCAACGUCUGGAGAUUUCCCUACCUCUGCUACAAGAAUGGAGGAGGUGCGUUCCUGGUGCCAUACCUGUUCUUCAUGGUGAUAGCAGGCAUGCCUCUCUUCUACAUGGAGCUGGCUCUGGGACAGUAUAACAGAGAGGGGGCAGCAGGCGUCUGGAAGAUCUGUCCCAUAUUUAAAGGUGUAGGCUUUACAGUGAUCCUCAUUUCCCUCUACGUUGGUUUCUACUACAAUGUCAUCAUCUCCUGGGCGCUGUUCUACCUGUUCUCCUCAUUCACCAGCGAGCUGCCGUGGGUCCACUGCAACAACACUUGGAACAGUCCUAACUGCUCCGACUGGGCUGACAACAGCUCAGUCAGUGAUAUUUACAAGGCCACCCCUGCUCAGGAGUACUUUGAACGACGGGUGCUCCACAUCCAGGACAGUAAUGGUAUUGAUAACCUGGGCCGCCCACGCUGGCAGUUGACUUCCUGUCUAGCUGUAGUGAUUGUUCUGCUCUACUUCAGUCUGUGGAAGGGAGUCAAGACAUCUGGAAAGGUUGUGUGGAUCACAGCCACAAUGCCCUAUGUGGUCUUGACUGUGCUGCUGGUCCGCGGAGUCACCCUGCCUGGAGCCAUCGAUGGCAUUAAGGCCUACCUCUCUGUCGACUUCCUGAGACUCUGUGAUGCCAAGGUCUGGAUUGAGGCAGCGACACAGAUCUGUUUCUCUCUGGGAGUGGGGUUUGGUGUGCUAAUUGCCUUUUCCAGCUACAACAAAUUCAGCAACAACUGUUACAGAGACGCCAUCAUCACCAGCUCCAUCAACUCUUUAACCAGUUUCUUCUCCGGCUUUGUGGUCUUCUCAUUCCUUGGGUACAUGUCCCACAAGCACAACGUAGACCUUGACAAAGUUGCAAGAGACGGUGCUGGUUUGGUGUUUGUCAUUUACCCAGAAGCCAUUGCAACAUUACCUGGAUCAUCAGUGUGGGCGGUCAUCUUUUUCAUUAUGCUGUUGACACUGGGAAUUGACAGUGCUAUGGGUGGGAUGGAAUCAGUGAUCACGGGGCUGAUUGAUGAGUUUAAAUGCCUCCACAAGCACAGAGAGCUGUUCACCCUCUUCAUUGUUUCUGCCACCUUCCUCAUAUCCCUCUUCUGUGUUACAAAUGGUGGGAUGUAUGUGUUCACUCUGCUGGACCACUUUGCGGCAGGGACAUCGAUUCUCUUUGGAGUGCUUAUUGAAGCCAUUGGCAUUGCAUGGUUUUAUGGAGUGGACCGAUUCAGUGAUGACAUUGAAGAGAUGAUUGGUCAGCGACCAGGCAUGUACUGGAGGCUGUGCUGGAAGUUUGUCAGCCCCUGCUUCCUCCUGUUUAUGGUGGUGGUGAGCUUUGCCACGUUCAACCCUCCAAACUACGGCACCUACACGUUUCCUCCAUGGGCUAACAUGGUGGGGUGGUGUCUGGCUAUUUCCUCAAUGUCCAUGGUGCCUCUAUACGCCAUCUACAAACUCUGCAUACUGCCUGGGAAGUUUUGUGAUAGACUGGCCUAUGCCAUCACCCCAGAGACAGAGCAUCAUUUGGUAGACAACGGGGAGGUUCGGCAGUUCACACUGCAUCACUGGCUGGUGGUCUGAAAAGUACAGAGCAAGAGAGAUAAAGAGACUGAACGAGUGUGUGUGUGAGAGAGAGAGAGAGAGAGAGAGAGAGUAUGGACUUUGGGUGUGAAUGCAUGCACAGCAAAGGUCUGAAGAAAUAGGAAGAAAAAGAAAUAGUAAUUUGAGUCGAUCAGGGUGGUGGUGGGAGGUUAAAAGUGCUGAAAAAAAUAUUGUAGUGUGCUUUAAUUUCAGCAGUGGGUGUGUGAAGCUGUGCAUUGACCCUCUCCACCAUUGUGUUGACAUUAGUGAAUGGGAUUCAGUCAAACCUAUAAUGUGGUGUUCAUACUGCUUCUGACAUAAAUACAUAACUCUUUAUGAAUGGUAAAAUGGGUUUUCUUUGAGGCAAGUAGGCGCAGUAAAUAAGAAUUGGUUUAUUUUUAUUGGGUGAAGAUUUUGGACACAACAUCUGAAAGAGUUAGUUUCCAAACUGCAGGAUCUGUUUUUGGAAAUAACUGUUUUCUUUAAGAUCAUUUGUAUUUGUUCUAUACUUUAAUUUUAUUUUCAAUUUGUCACUUUCAAAACAAUAUUAAUGACAGUAUUGGUUUUUUUUAGCGGUCAGUCAUGAUGACAUGAUGACAUAAUGCAUGCCACAGGUUUCACUGAAUCCCAGUCCAUGUCUUGUUUAUUAUAUUUAUUUUAUGUACUUGCUCUUCUUAAAGACUGUUAUAAUACACAAAAUCCCUGCAGACUUUUGUUUACACCAAAACAAUGUACAGGAAAGAACAGCUGCUACAUCAAUAGACCAACAUAACAUCAUCUGAAUAAACUAAAACAAAGUAUGAAAAAUCAUUAUGAGCUUUCUCACUGAGGAUUCGUCAGUUACAAAUCAGUACUGAGUUCAGUAUUGAUUGUCUGAAAAUAAAAGUCACUUCCUCUUACCGCUGUCCGCCUUUAGUCAUGUUGGAAGGACCAACAGAAACAUAAUUUGACCAGUAGUGCAAUUUUGUAGUGUUGUCAAGGGUUGGUUUAUAGUAAGACUGUCCAACAAAUUCCAACACAUUGGUGAAUACAUUCUAAAAAAUAAUAAAACUGAACCUAUCUACAGACCAUUUGAUUGUUAACUUUAUCUUGCCGGGUCAAUCUCUCUUCCCCAUUAUAACAAAUCAGUGCCAUUGCACAUUUCAUUUUAGUUUAAUUGGACACUAGUUGUGUGUUUUUACACAAAGUUUUCCGGUGAAGAUUUGAAAGCUAUGACUGUCAAAUUUCCAGAAAGCAUCAAGCUUUAAUGUUACUGUUUACAUAAUCGUAUUAAGUGUUUCAAGACUGUUUGAAAGCUGCUUUGUAUUGAGCUGCAAAUGGAUAGUGUGUAAUGUAAUAUAUGAAGUAAUUUAAGUUAUAUAUCUGUGUAAGUAAAUGUAAUGUAGAGGGGCUUGUAUUGUAUUGUACUGUAUGAUAUUGAAUAACAAGAC
Perca fluviatilis (European perch) is the source of this 3528-nucleotide messenger RNA. RefSeq names its product solute carrier family 6 member 3 (gene slc6a3). Gene Ontology annotation, cellular component: presynaptic membrane; plasma membrane; neuronal cell body membrane. Gene Ontology annotation, biological process: sodium ion transmembrane transport; dopamine uptake involved in synaptic transmission. The transcript is spliced from 17 exons. The record is from RefSeq and is a predicted model, not a curated record. NCBI's taxonomy places the organism in Eukaryota, Metazoa, Chordata, Actinopteri, Perciformes, Percidae. The coding region runs from base 248 to 2098 and encodes 616 amino acids. Gene Ontology annotation, molecular function: norepinephrine:sodium symporter activity; dopamine:sodium symporter activity.